Messenger RNA from Akanthomyces muscarius, 252 nucleotides. RefSeq lists its product as uncharacterized. The record is from RefSeq and is a predicted model, not a curated record. Lineage: Eukaryota; Fungi; Ascomycota; Sordariomycetes; Hypocreales; Cordycipitaceae. Bases 1 to 252 code for a protein of 83 amino acids. The transcript is spliced from 2 exons.
AUGAUGCAAAGCCUUGUGCGUGAGAAGACUUUAUCGCAGAGAUACGAUUCGUUCGGGGACGGCAAGAUGAAUCCUGGGGUGAUGGGGCCUGUCUCGCCUACUACCACCUUGACAAUCACGCGCGUCCAUGUUCAGUAUUGCGUCGCAGUUUGGCUUUGCGCCAAAGAUGUUGCCUUGAAAAUGUUCCCUUCAAAACGCUGGACAUCGAUUGCAACCAGCGGAGGAAAGCUCUGGAACGGGUCGUGCCUUUAA